CAGAAUGCGCUGACUCUGACUCAUGGAUUGGAAGCUGUGCUACUUCUGGCUCGUGUCUUUUCUAUUGGUGUGGGAGAUCCAGGCUCCUGGGAACAAUAAUGAAGGAGUUCCAGACAAUUUCCGAUUCAUAACUGAGCAUAGCAACAACAUUCAAGAUGCAAAAUGGAUGGUGGAAGAACAGAAAAAAGCACGCCAAUUAUUGAACCACUGGAAAGAUGCAGAUGUGACUGGCACAUCAAAGGUAAACAACAACAAUUUGCAGGAAGCUGGAGGGGAGAAUGAUGCCAUCUUCCCAGAGGGUAAGGAUCACACGGUGAUCCUGAGGAUGGAACCUGAUCAGAUUGUCACAGAUGCAUCUGACUCGAUCUACAACAAGCAGAAAAUCCAUGCCGGGGAGUACAGGACCUUGCUGAAAUGGAACGGCCAAGAAUUCAACUUUUUGAAAUCGACAUUCCAGGGGAAUGCCCCCGAGGUGACCAGCCGCUCAAAGCUGGUGGUAGUUGGCCACGGCUCAAGCCAAGAGAACACUUUGGGAGGAAUGACCGCCCAUCAGCUGUCCAAGACCAUCCUCACUCUCCGUGGAGCUGAAUCGCCUCUCGCCUUCCCCAGCAAAUCGGUGCAGUCACUCAGCCUGGUGGCUUGCAAUGUCGGCGCAGGCCCUGAAGGCGAGCAGUUUGUCCGGGAUCUUCUCAUCGAUCUACGGGACCAUGAGCUGGAGGUGGGCUCCCUGUCGGCCCGGACCGCUAAGGUCAGCGUCCUCCCGGACGGCACCAAAGUCACGUCGGAUCCUGGUGAAGACUGGCUCAGGCAUGAAACCAGCCACCGGCGUCAGGUGAGGCUGGGUGAAGACAACCAGCUGGAAGACCUUAGUGAUGAGGACAGCUACUGGACACACACAUAUGACCCAGAUGAAGACAUCCACCCUUUGGUGGACCAACCAGGACAUUUAAUUUGGCACAUUGACGGAGAAGAAUACCUGGUCCCGGACACGAAGCUGGAUGAUAUCAUUCAAAGUAAAACUAAACAAAUAUUUGAUAUGGCCGAAGGUGUGACGGUGGAAGAAGUUGACAGGAUAAAAAUUUCCGAUCAGAAACAAGAAACUGUUCGAGUGAGAGUAUUUGAGACGUUUCAGCAAUAUCUGGCGAACGUCCUCGAUCUGAUCCGGGAAAGUCAAGUAGCGAGAUACCGACUUCUCAGAUCAGAAUACAACAUAAAAAACAUACAGACGGCAUGGCAAAAACAGCAGCUCCCUUUACCUGACAACAUCCUGGAUGAAAAUGAUAUGCCUGUAAUACGGGACGAAAAGAAAUUGAUUGAUAUAUGGGACAGGAUUGUCAACAUCAAGAAGAUGAAAAAAAGAACAAAGGACCAGGAAACACUAAAUAAAGUGUACGAAAGUGUUGUGAAUGGAAUGAAGAAAGAAAACCGAUUCAUACAAUUUGGUGAGUACACUUUGAAGAUCAAUCUGGAGAACUUCUAUGUUGAGCCAUACAUCCUCCCGAAUGGUGAAGCCCCACCAAGAGAGAUCGAUUUGACCUACAACGGGCUUUUAAGCAGCAUGAAUGCUGCUGCGUAUUUCAAGCAGAAUGCUAUAGCCUGGGUGACUGGGGAGGCAAAUAUGAUCAGUAAUAAUGUCAAUGAACAUGACGCCGUUAUCGUGGCAGCGACCCACUUAGCGGAGGUGGCGAGGAACCCCAGGAUGGUGCUGAUGAACUCUCUGCUCUGUGGCCAGUCCCGAAAUGCCCGUCAAUUCAUUGAGUCCCACCCCAUGGCUCGGGGUGGCACGUGGGGGACCAACCAUGCCAACAUCGGCUUGCAGACAGUAGAGACUGACAAGGUGCGGGAUCUAUCUCGGGCAGUCUUAAAAGAAUGGAUGAGGAGUACUUUGUUCGGUUUCUCACUGACACAGAACAGCGAAAACCUGCCACCAAAGGCUGAUCAGAAUGAUUUUGAUCGCUACAUCAACAGCGAGGUUUUCAAUAACCUUCCAGAGAUUCCAACAAUGCAGACCUACUCCUACCAAAGUCUGAGCCGAGAUAUAGUUGACCAUAUGCGGCGAUUGGAAGACUCGGUGCUAGGGAAGAGUCUCCGACCAAGAGUGGCUUUAAAAAUGGCCAACGACAUACAGUACUUAGAGCGGGAGGUGACACAGAGCGUGAAAUCCCAAGAGGAGGUGGACAGGGUGGAGUAUGAGGUUGUGCAUGGCUCAGCACGCUUAGAAAAGGGAAGUUUAACUGUCAAAAUACAGAGCAAAAGUGGCCCUUCUAUCAGUAAGGAGCUUCAAGUCCCAACCAAAGUGGAGAAGCUCACAUCAGAGGAGUUGCUGGAUGAACAUUUCCGGGGUCUGGGCCAGGUCUCGGAGGGUGGAAGCCAUGCCAUGGAGAGAGUUAACUAUGCCCUGGGUGUCUAUGGCACCCUCAUGGGUUUCCAGGGGGCCCGAGAGUUCCUGGAACAGGGCCGCGAUGUGGAGGGUGGCAUCAUGCUGGCACAAGGAAUCCAUGGGCUGGGCGAGCUGGCCGGUAUCAAUGGGGAAGUCUCGAGUCUUCUCGAGCGCUCUGCCCACCGUGCCCUGACCAGCAUCGCCACACAGAUGGAGGGGAAAGCGGCCCAGAGCCUCCUGGGGAAAAUGUCCAAGCUGGGGAAGAUCACAGAGGCACCAGUGCUCUCUACCGCCUUCGCCGCCUUCAACAUUUACGAGGACGUGGAGAGGAAGAGCCCGCUCGGUUACGCCGACGCUGCGCUGGAUGGUGCCAUCUUACUGACGGGGCUGGCCGGGCCAGAGAUGGCCCCUGUCACCCUGGCCCUGACCAUCAUCAGACUCGGCCUGGACCCGCUAUACUCAGAGAUCAAGAGCAGCCUGGAAUCCUUACCCGCAGGGGCAUCGACUGGUCAGCGCUGCCUUGCGGUCCUCAAGGGCAUCGCCCUCGCUUUACGAGACAUUGGCCAGAGCAUUUUGGAUGUGGCGGCUGAGUUUUCCCCGUGGUCCCUGGCUUACAGAAUCCCACAGCUGGACGAGCGACAUCGCAAAGAUAUGAAAUUCAUCGAGGAGCUGAAGAGCGCCGAGAGUUAUUUCACCAUCACUGGGGACACCCAAGCCGAUGGGUGCCAUGGGGUGGUUGAUUUCUUAUCCGGGUAG
Messenger RNA from Stegostoma tigrinum, 3136 nucleotides. RefSeq lists its product as uncharacterized. Bases 23 to 3136 code for a protein of 1037 amino acids. The transcript is spliced from 4 exons. The record is from RefSeq and is a predicted model, not a curated record. Lineage: Eukaryota; Metazoa; Chordata; Chondrichthyes; Orectolobiformes; Stegostomatidae.